Molecule: messenger RNA, 270 nt
Organism: Closterium sp. Naga37s-1
Lineage: Eukaryota; Viridiplantae; Streptophyta; Zygnematophyceae; Desmidiales; Closteriaceae
Source: the annotation of a GenBank genome assembly
AUGGGUGAUGAGAGUAGGGAGAAGGGUGAUGAGAGUAGGGAGAAGGGUGAUGAGAGUAGAGAGAAGGUUGAUGAGAGUAGGGAGAAGGGUGAUGAGAGUAGGGAGAAGGGUGAUGAGAGUAAAGAGAAGGGUGAUGAGAGUAGGGAGAAGGUUGAUGAGAGUAGGGAGAAAGGUGAUGAGAGUAGGGAGAAAGGUGAUGGGAAUAGGGAGAAGGGUGAUGAGAGUAGGGAGAAGGAAGAUAAGAGUAGGGAGAAGGGAGAUGAGAGAUGA